AGCCAUGAACCCGUUAUUCGGCCCAAACCUCUUCCUCCUGCAGCAGGAGCAGCAGGGCUUGGGAGCCGCGGGGCCCGAGCAGCGCCAGCGCCAGAAGCUGCCGGCCCACCUCUUCCUUCCCCAAGAGCCCCAGGGCGACUCGUUCGACGGGGAACUGGCCCCGCCGGCUUCCCUCGCCGCCGGGUCUUCCUUCCCGGCGCCGCCGGCCGCCAUGGCCCUCCGCAACGACCUGGGCUCCAACAUCAACGUGCUGAAGACCCUCAACCUCCGCUUCCGAUGCUUCCUGGCCAAGGUGCACGAGUUGGAGCGCCGCAACCGGCAGCUGGAAAAGCAGCUGCAGCAGGCCCUGGAGGAAGGGGGAGCCCGUCGGGGCAGCCUGCAGCGCCGGGACCAAGCCGUCCAGACCGGCUUCAUCAGCCCCAUCCGCCCGCUGGGACUCUCCUUGACCAGCGGGGCUAGCAGCGGCAGCCGGUCGGUGGGACUGGGCAGCAGCACGUCGAGGGUGCUGAUUUCCCCCAGCUGCCACCACCCGGGAGCACCGCUCACCCCCACUUCUUGCCACUCUCCCUCCUUGCCCAGCAGCGCUUUCUCCGCAUCCUCCCGCUUCCUGCCUGGGACCAUCUGGUCGUUCUCACAGGCUCGCCGUCUGGGGCCAGGCCUAGAGACUACCCUAGUUCAGGGGCCCGGGGUCUCCUGGAUGCACCCGGAUGGCGUUGGGGUGCAGAUAGACACCAUCACCCCUGAAAUCCGGGCUCUCUACAAUGUCCUGGCCAAGGUGAAGAGGGAACGGGAUGAAUACAAGCGCAGGUGGGAAGAGGAGUACACGUUGCGGGUUCAGCUGCAGGACCAAGUGACCGAGCUACAUGAGGAAGCCCAAGAAGCAGAAGCAUGUCAGGAGGAGCUGGCCAUGAAAGUGGAGAAGCUAAAAGCAGAGCUGGUCGUGUUCAAAGGACUGAUGAGUAAUAAUCUUAGUGAGCUGGACACCAAGAUCCAAGAGAAGGCCAUGAAGGUAGACAUGGAUAUUUGUCGACGUAUCGAUAUCACAGCUAAAUUGUGUGAUGUAGCCCAACAGCGCAACUGCGAGGACAUGAUCAAAAUGUUUCAGAAGCAGUUGUCUCUGCACUUGUCUCCCAUUAAGGUCCCAGCUACAGUGGGGCGGAAACGGGAGCGAAAGCUGGUCAGUGAUGAGGACACCUCCCUCUCCGAGAGUGAGGCCCCCAAAAAAGUAGAAGAGGAAGAAGAGGAUGAGACCACUGCAAGCAUCAAUGAAGAGAUGCAGAGGAUGCUGAAUCAGUUAAGGGAAUAUGAUUUUGAAGACGACUGUGACAGUCUCACCUGGGAGGAGACUGAAGAAACACUGCUGUUGUGGGAAGAUUUCUCUGGCUAUGCUAUUGCUGCUGCCGAGGCACAAGGAGAGCAAUCAGAUGACAGUUUGGAGAAAGUGAUCAAGGACACAGAGUCACUCUUCAAAAGCAGAGAGAAGGAAUAUCAGGAAACCAUUGACCAAAUUGAGCUGGAAUUAGCAACAGCAAAGAAUGACAUGAACCGGCAUCUGCAUGAAUACAUGGAGAUGUGCAGCAUGAAGCGUGGGCUGGACGUGCAGAUGGAGACAUGUCGUCGCCUCAUCACCCAGUCUGGAGAUAGAAAAUCUCCUGCAUUUACUCCGGUACCGAACUGUGAAUCAGCCCCAAACGAGGAAAGAGAGGAGUCCGAUCAUGACCUCCCAAGUGACGCCUCGAUAAGAUAAUGAGGGAGGUUUUGUCCCCUCUGUGUGUUCCCCUCCUGUCCUGGGAGUGUGAAUGUAUUGAGGGGGAGAUUUGUCCUAGCUAAAGCUCUGAGGGGCAGAAAGGGGCAAGAAGCCACUCCUAGAAUUCUGCCACUCAUACCUCCCUACUUGAAGGUGGAGCCAACCAAGAUGCCCAGGGCAAGGAGAUGUCCCAGCUCUUUCCCAUCCCUUCUUGCUCCUUCCUUCUUGCCAUUGCUUGUGUGGGGAGGCUCCCAUCUAACUGUAUCUGGCGCCCUGAAGAUUUGCCUUAUGAAGCCCCGUCUUCCUUGCAGCCUCCAAACGUACGUGACUCUCCUCCCCCUGCUAUAUGUAUAGAAGCAGGGUCUGCCUCUCUCAGCAAAACUGAACUUUCUCUUGGUGCCAAGUGGACCGAAGGCUGGGCUAAUAGAGCCCACCCCUCCAGGCCACAAUGUACACAAUAGUGACAGUCUGUUGUUGUGGAGUCACAGAAUGAACCCCAUCCCUCCACCUCAGCUCUGGCCUUGCCUUGCUUGGCUGUGCCCUUCUGGCACAGAAGUCAUAUGUGAUGUGUUAUGUCUGGAAACAAGAACAUUAAAUGGUUACCUUCCUUUUUCAACAGCUGUUGUUAGUGAGUUUGUUUCUGAAAUGUGUGUCUCAUGUAGCCGAGUUUUUAAAAGACAUGUAAUGACCCUGUUCCGAGC
Thamnophis sirtalis is the source of this 2448-nucleotide messenger RNA. NCBI's taxonomy places the organism in Eukaryota, Metazoa, Chordata, Lepidosauria, Squamata, Natricidae. The record is from RefSeq and is a predicted model, not a curated record.